Molecule: messenger RNA, 2468 nt
Organism: Leguminivora glycinivorella
Lineage: Eukaryota; Metazoa; Arthropoda; Insecta; Lepidoptera; Tortricidae
Product: parapinopsin-like
Exons: 8
Coding region: 114-1757 (547 amino acids)
Biological process (GO): G protein-coupled receptor signaling pathway
Cellular component (GO): photoreceptor outer segment; membrane
Molecular function (GO): G protein-coupled receptor activity
Source: RefSeq, a predicted model, not a curated record
GGGAGGGUCUCGCGUCCCUUGUGUCUUUACGUGACGAAACUUAGGAUUCAUGUGAUCGGAUUUGUGUGAAACGUGAAGUGGCGAUGCGGCGUGUAGUGUAGUGACUUGUGGCCAUGACGACCUACCCCGACUGGAAUGACACGCUGGUCAAGCCUUUCGAUGAGUUCCCCCUCCUCAUGCCGAGGUGGGGGUACGUGGCGUCGGCCUUCGUGCUGUUCCUGAUUGGGUUCUUUGGGUUCUUCCUUAAUCUGAUGGUCAUCUUGCUGAUGUAUAAGGAUCGGCAGCUAUGGACGCCGCUCAACAUCAUCCUCUUCAACCUAGUCUGCUCCGACUUCUCUGUCUCCGUGCUGGGGAACCCCUUCACCCUCAUCUCUUCGCUUUUCCACCGCUGGAUCUUCGGGCACACCAUGUGUGUUCUCUACGGGUUCUUCAUGGCUCUUCUUGGUAUAGCAUCAAUAACAACCCUGACCGUCCUCUCCUUCGAGCGCUACAUGCUGGUGACCAGGCCGUUCAGCUCUCACCACCUGAGUUCCAAAGGCGCCAUAGUGGCCAUCAUGUUCAUCUGGAGCUACUCGCUAGCUCUCACUACGCCGCCGCUUAUGGGAUGGGGCAACUACGUCAGCGAAGCUGCUAAUAUCAGUUGUUCCGUGAACUGGCACGAGCAGAGCAUGAACACAUUGACGUACAUACUGUUCCUGUUCGCGAUGGGCCAGAUCGUCCCGUUCAUCAUCAUCACUUUCAGCUAUGUCAACAUCGUCAGGACUCUUAAGAACAACUCGCAGCGCCUCGGCCGCGUAAGUCGCGCGGAAACCAAGGUCACAGGCAUGGUGUUUGUGAUGAUCAUCUCCUUCACCGUCGCGUGGACACCCUACUCCGUGUUCGCUUUGAUGGAGCAGUUUGCUACUGAGGGAAUCAUUUCGCCGGGAGUGGGGGUCAUACCGGCUCUCGUCGCUAAAAGCUCCAUUUGCUACGACCCUCUAAUCUACGUCGGAAUGAAUACUCAGUUUCGGCAGUCCAUUAAACGGUUCUUCGGUCAUCAUAGUAAGGGAGGACUCUCUCAAACGGAAAAAGGAUACGACAACACCCUAAUGUCCCCCGCCCACAGAAUGUCCUGCCUCAACGACUCCUCCCGGCAGUGUUCAGAGACCAACGUCUCCAUCAUCUUAAAAAAGCCUAAGAAUAAAAAAGUAAUUAUCGCCGAAGAUGCCUCAGAAGUCACAAAUAAUGGGACCAUACGGAACUUCCUUAGAGAAACCGAGCUGUGCACUAUUAAAGAAACCAGGACUUCUUCGGAAGCUGAACGAUCUGUGGAGACCACGCACGAGGACGACAGCGGCAGCAGGAAACAAGAGUAUGACGAGUCUUCGAGGCUGUUUGAGGACGUCCAGGCUACAGACAAGCUUGAUGACGUCACCUACAUGAUGAAAAACGUUUACGGAAAUUUAGCUUUCGAGGAACACGUUACGGACUCCCCGGAGUAUGACAACAACCUCAGUGAGUUCAGAGUCACCAAGAAACCUAAACUGAUCAAACACAGCUACUCCCUCGACCUUAGCGGCGUCUCCAACCAAAGCAAGAAGAGGAAACUCUCUAUAGAAAGUAAAUUAGAGUCGCUGAACCAAUCUAAACCCUUAUUUAAGAGUACGGUAGUGAGUAAGUUCAUCGGUCACAAUCCUAAACUCGGUCAAGAUAACUUCAAAAGUUAUCUAUGUCGUUACGACAAAAACGAAAGUUACGACAAAAAAGACAAUUUGUAGCUGAAAGAGUAAAAUGAGGACUAGUAUAGUAGAAUCGGAAACGAAAAUUUUAAAUUAUUUAUAUUUUGUAAUGCAUGAUCGAAGGAAACUAGUAUAUUUAUUCUGUGAUCCUCUCUUAUUGGAAGGGUUAUUAGGUGCUGUGCCGAUCGGCAGUAUUUAAAAAAAAGAGCUAUCGUCAAGUGUCUGUGAUAUAGAUUUGAGUGCCAAACGAAAAUGAGCAGGUUUCCUUGAUGUUUCGAGUAUAGUAUUUGCUAAAGGCGUUAGCAAGAUUGGGGAUGGUAUCUCAUGAAUUCGAGUAAACUUAGUUCUGAUUACAGAAGAUUACUGUAAGGAAGUUGCCAAUUAUUAUAAAAUAGUAUUAAUAAUUAUGUUUUAGCUAGCGUAAGACAAAGUAACACAUCGAUUGAGUUUGUGUAGUUUGAUGUUCGAAUUUUUAAUGCGAUUUUUGCGCUUUAUGAGCAGCGUGUACGAAAUUUUAAUGUAUAGUUAUAUUUUCUAAAAUUGCGGGAACUCCGCUUGUCGUUAAUGUUAAUAUGUAUCAUUGUCUUUUUAAUAAAUUUGAGAUGUGUGGCGAAUAAUAUCGACACCCUGUUCCUAAGGGCGAGCCUUGAGGUAACCGACAGACUGGUUUAAAAAGGCUAUAGGUACUUAAUCCAGUGGGUCAGUACUGGCCCCAUUAUAAAAAAAAAAGUUAAUAAGUUGAAAUUUACU